This is a messenger RNA of Sclerotinia sclerotiorum 1980 UF-70, 960 nucleotides long. RefSeq lists its product as hypothetical. The record is from RefSeq and is a predicted model, not a curated record. The transcript is spliced from 3 exons. NCBI's taxonomy places the organism in Eukaryota, Fungi, Ascomycota, Leotiomycetes, Helotiales, Sclerotiniaceae. Bases 1 to 960 code for a protein of 319 amino acids.
AUGUCAGGAUACGGAAACGAGGGUUACGGUGGCCAGCAAGGUGGAGGAUAUGGUGGUGAGGGAAGACAAGGCGGUGGAUAUGGUGGUCAGCAAGGCGGAGGAUAUAGUGGAGAGGGAAGACAUGGUGGUGGAUAUGAUGGUCAACAAAGUGGUGGAUAUGGUGGUCAACAAAGUGGCGGAUAUGGUGGUCAACAGGGCGGCGGAUAUGGUGGUGAAGAGAGAAGAGAAGGUCACCACGGUGGUGCUAGUGGACCUGGCGCAGCAUUUGGCGGUGGAAACUUCAACGAAGAUCGUCGUCAAGGAGGUGGUGAAGCUCAAAGCUAUUACUCAGGUGGCGGACAAGGAGGACAAGGAGGACAAGAGGAAUUUCGCCACGGUGGUCGCGAUGAGAGAUAUGGAGGAAGUGGACAUAACUCAUACGGUGGUGGUGGAGGAUAUGGUGCAGAUGAUGAGGAUUUGAAUGGUGCAGCUCAUCAUGCUGCACAACACUCUGGUGACUCUGGCGAUUCGAGCAUCUUUUCUAGCGUCUUGGGUUAUUUGGGCAAGAACAAGAGCAACAUCAGUUCCCAGGAUGUUGACGAGCAAGAAGCCGUAAACUCCCACAAACAAUUCUAUGGGGGUGGUGGUAGUUCUUCUGGUGGCUCCGCAUCUUCAUCCAGCAUGGGUAGUGCCGCAGCAAUGCAAGCACUCAAGAUGUUUAGCGGUGGCUCAUCCGGAAAUUCCUCGUCUGGAAACUCUCAAAAUGCAUUUGUUGGGAUGGCAAUGGCACAAGCCAGUAAAUUAUUCGAUCAGCAAAGCAGCCAAGGAAAUGUUUCCUCCGGUUCUUCCAAGGAAAGUGUUGUUCAACAAGCAGGUGAAAUGGCUCUCAAGAUGUACAUGAAGAGUCAGGGAGGUGGAAGCUCGAGUGGAAGCUCGGGCGGUAUGAGUGGAUUGAUGGGAUUGGCUAGUAAAUUCAUGUAA